CGCUUUGAGUAACAUCGAUGCAUCGUUUGCAUCUCUAUUUCCACUGUAGUCACUUGUUUCCCGGUAAAUAAAGGAACUUAUCAAAAACAAAGAAGAAACAAUGCGUUUAUAUUGUUUAAGCAACGAUUUGGCGAAGCACUGCUACGUUAUAACCUUUAAAGGACUACGUAUUAUGCUUGAUUGUGGGCUCACCGAACAGACGGUGUUGAAUUUUUUACCGCUUCCAUUCGUGCAGAGCGUCAAAUUAUCGAACCUCCCGAAUUGGAUACCAAACCGUGAACAUGAUCCUCAAAUGGAUGGCGAACUGAAGGAGUGUUGUGGUCGAGUUUUCGUCGAUUCCGCACCCGAGUUCACCUUACCCAUGGAUAAGAUGGUUGAUUUUAGUGAGAUUGAUGUGAUCUUAAUAUCCAACUACCUGAAUAUGCUCGCGCUACCCUUCAUAACGGAACACACUGGUUUUAAAGGAAAAGUGUAUGCAACAGAGCCCACAUUGCAGAUCGGGCGUUUUUUCCUCGAAGAACUAGUGGAAUAUAUUGAGGUUGCGCCAAAAGCGAGUACGGCGCAUCUAUGGAAAGAUGUCUUACAUUUACUACCUAGUCCAUUAAGUGAGGCAUUUCGUCCUAAAAAAUGGAAAACUAUAUUUAGCUUGAAAGAUGUGCAUAACAGCCUGGCACGCGUUACCAUUAUGGGUUACGAUGAAAAAUUGGACAUAUUGGGUGCAUUUAUAGCAACGCCGGUUAGUUCUGGAUAUUGUUUAGGUUCGAGCAAUUGGGUGCUAAGUACGGCACAUGAAAAGAUCUGUUACGUUAGUGGUUCCUCAACAUUAACUACACAUCCGCGCCCCAUUAAUCAGUCGGCACUUAAACAUGCUGACGUUUUAAUAAUGACUGGGCUAACUCAGGCCCCAACUGUUAAUCCAGAUACGAAGUUGGGUGAGCUAUGUAUGAAUGUCGCUUUAACGAUCCGUAAUAAUGGCUCUGCACUGAUACCUUGUUACCCUUCUGGUGUGGUAUAUGACCUCUUUGAAUGCCUUACACAGAAUUUGGAAAAUGCUGGAUUGAAUAAUGUACCUAUGUUCUUCAUUUCACCUGUAGCCGACCACUCAUUAGCUUAUUCAAACAUUUUGGCAGAAUGGCUGAGUUCGGCAAAACAAAAUAAAGUUUAUCUGCCCGAUGAUCCAUUUCCUCACGCAUUUUAUUUACGUAAUUCGAAAUUGAAACACUACAAGCAUGUGUUUUCGGAAGGGUUCAGCAAGGAUUUUCGGCAGCCUUGUGUGGUAUUUUGUGGACAUCCAAGCUUGCGAUUUGGCGAUGCUGUGCAUUUUAUAGAAAUGUGGGGUCAUAAUGUCAACAACUCCAUUAUAUUUACAGAACCCGAUUUUCCCUACCUUCAAGUAUUAGCGCCGUUUCAACCACUUGCUAUGAAAGCGUUUUAUUGUCCCAUCGACACGUCACUAAAUUAUCAGCAAGCAAAUAAAUUAAUAAAAGAGCUAAAGCCCAAUGUUUUGGUUAUACCAGAAGCUUACACUAAACCACAUCCAAAUGCACCGAAUCUAUUUAUCGAGCAACCAGACAAAAAAAUUAUAACGUUUAAAUGUGGUGAAAUCAUUCGUUUGCCCUUGAAGCGCAAAUUAGAUCGUGUUUUUAUAACGUAUGAUAUGGCACACAAAAUUUUACCACGAGAUGUGGGUAACGGCAUAUCCGUGUCCACCAUUACUGGCAUUCUCGAAGUUAAAGACAAGGUGCACAAUAUACAACCAUGCACUGAGACGACAGAUGACAAACCAAGUGGCAGUAAAAUGCUACCUCCUAGUCGAGAAAAUGUGUUCAAGAAUAUGAAGUACGAGUAUGGUACCCUUGACGUAGACACACUUAAAAAACGUCUUGUACAAGAUGGCAUUACAAACAUUAAAGUCGAACGCACUGGCAACGUAGUUACAUUACAUUUGGUCAAUGAGGAUACAACGAUUAAAUUUGAUGAGAAUGAAACGCACAUAAUAUGUGGCGGAAAACAGUCUUUACGACUGAAAUUACGUGAUUCAGUACUAAAAUGCUUACAAAGUUUUUAA
Anastrepha ludens (Mexican fruit fly) is the source of this 2068-nucleotide messenger RNA. RefSeq names its product integrator complex subunit 9 (gene IntS9). Gene Ontology annotation, cellular component: integrator complex. The transcript is spliced from 7 exons. The coding region runs from base 101 to 2068 and encodes 655 amino acids. Gene Ontology annotation, biological process: snRNA processing. Lineage: Eukaryota; Metazoa; Arthropoda; Insecta; Diptera; Tephritidae. The record is from RefSeq and is a predicted model, not a curated record.